Iphiclides podalirius (scarce swallowtail) is the source of this 2073-nucleotide messenger RNA. The record is from the annotation of a GenBank genome assembly. Lineage: Eukaryota; Metazoa; Arthropoda; Insecta; Lepidoptera; Papilionidae.
AUGUCCGACAAGACUUCGUCGUCCGUCGGCCCCAGGAGUUUCGAGACGAUCUCCGAGGAGGAUGUCGAGUCGCCGUGGGAGAAGCUGUUGGGCGAAGUGAAGACAGCCGUGCCCACCAUCAUCAAGACGAACGCUUCGAGUGCCACAAUUUGCAAGGACGAGGUCUCCGCGAACCCGCAAGCCGUGGACAUUGAGUCCAACAAGCUGACGCGCUCAAAGAGCCUCAACCAGAGAAGAAACAGCAGUGGCCUCCUUGCUUCCAUACCGCGUCAACUGAGACUUUCCCUCCGAGGGGUUCGUAGUGAACCUUCCAGUGUAAAGGACGUCCCGACGACCAGAAACGAUAGCUCCCUCAACCUUCUUCUCAAAUAUCGCCAAGCCCGCUACGCGGCGAGGCGGGUCAGGAAGCGCGUCAUCUUCAAACACGGCGACUGCAACGUCGUCCAAUGGAACGUGGCGAAGCGCAGGCGCCGCUACCUGCAGGACAUCUUCACGACCCUCGUGGACGCGCAGUGGCGCUGGACGCUACUCGUGUUCGCGCUCUCCUUCAUCCUCUCCUGGCUCCUGUUCGCCCUCAUCUGGUGGCUGAUCAUCUUCACCCACGGGGACCUCAGCCCCCCGCCCCCCGGGAACGACACGCAGUUCGUCCCCUGCCUCAACAACGUCAACUCCUUCACCGGCUGCUUCCUGUUCUCCGUGGAAACUCAGCACACGAUCGGCUACGGGUCCCGCACGACCAACGAGGAGUGCCCCGAGGCUAUAUUCGUUAUGUGCAUACAGAGCAUAGUCGGUGUUUUCAUCCAAGCCUUCAUGGUGGGGAUCGUGUUCGCGAAACUUUCUAGACCAAAGAAACGGGCGCAGACCCUGCUGUACUCAAGGAACGCCGUAAUAUGCCUGCGCGACGGCCAACUGUGCCUGAUGUUCCGCGUCGGCGACAUGAGAAAGUCUCACAUUGUCGAAGCCCACAUAAGGGCACAAGUUAUACGCCGCAAGGUGGGUCUUAUUUUCGCGAAGCUGGCGAGGGCCAAAAAGCGCAACACGACACUCCUGUUCUCGAGGAACGCCGUGAUAUGUUUGAGGGACGGCGAAUUCUGCCUCCUAUUCCGCGUGGGGGACAUAAGAAAGUCGCACAUAUUAGAGGCCCACGUCCGCGCACAGUUGAUACGGAAAAAGAUCACAAGAGAAGGGGAGGUGCUGCCGUUCUACCAGCAAGAGUUGAAGGUGGGCGCGGACGGUGAAGAGGACAGGCUCAUGUUCAUAUGGCCCAUGACCAUCGUUCACAAGAUCAACGAAAAAUCGCCGCUCUACAACCUCUCCGCUUCGGACAUGCUCAGAGAGCGAUUCGAGAUAGUCGUCAUGUUAGAGGGAGUGAUCGAAUCCACAGGUAUGACGACCCAAGCCAGAAGCAGUUUCCUACCAUCCGAAAUUUUAUGGGGGCAUCGUUUUGAAACUAUGGUUUCGUUCAGGAAGGACACGGGUGAAUAUGAGGUCGAUUACACACGCUUCAACAACACCUACGAAGUGGAUACUCCCCUGUGUUCCGCCAAGCAGCUGGACGAACUUCGCGCCACAGUCUCCACCUCCCAGAAGUUGGACCGCAUGCUGGGCACCAUACCGAAGACGUUCUCCAACGACACCCUGGACCUGAGCUCGGUGGACUCGAUUUCGCUUGACGAGCACAUCGAGAUCAAGAUCCCCGAGGCGAGGGUCCGCGAGAACAGGCUGAUGGCGCAGAACAACUUCGUGCAGCACAUCAACGAGAAGCUGAAAGGCAUCAACCACGCGCACCUGGCGGUCGAGAACCCGGAGCUGCCGAAGAACCACUCGAUGACGGGCAUCACGGAGCCGAAGGUUCUAGAGAGCAACGCGCAGAAAGACGGCAUGCACCGGAGCCACAGCCACGCGAGCAUGAAGCGGCCGCACGGACUCACGCCGAACGGCAUCGGAGUCAACGGACACCACGAGCACAAGGAGCAUCAUAGGAUAAAAAAAUCGCCAAGUGACAACCACAUAGUGGAACCCCCAGCUCUGCCCAUACCGAUACUGGUCACGUCACCUGAACCGGAGCCCGCA